Periophthalmus magnuspinnatus is the source of this 977-nucleotide messenger RNA. RefSeq names its product coiled-coil-helix-coiled-coil-helix domain containing 10 (gene chchd10). Bases 126 to 569 code for a protein of 147 amino acids. Gene Ontology annotation, cellular component: mitochondrion; nucleus. The record is from RefSeq and is a predicted model, not a curated record. The transcript is spliced from 4 exons. Gene Ontology annotation, biological process: mitochondrion organization. Lineage: Eukaryota; Metazoa; Chordata; Actinopteri; Gobiiformes; Gobiidae.
UCUCCACACUACAAGGUCAGUUACACGUGAGUCCAAUUUAGUUCAGGCGCUCCUUCUAGAAAACUCCACGGAUAUUUUCUACGCGUUUUACUCAACUUUUUGUAUAACUUGUGACUGAUUUGAACAUGCCGAGAGGAAGCCGUAGCCGUCCUUCUGUCCCUGCUCCUGCGAGCCCUCCUCCGUCUCACCACACACCAGCCCCUUCUCAUCCCCCUACCUCCUCCCUGGCUCCAGCUCCAGCUUCGUCCCAGGGCCCCGGUCUCAUGGCCCAAAUGGCAACCACUGCUGCUGGGGUCGCAGUUGGGUCCGCCGUGGGGCACGUGAUGGGAAGUGCCAUCACUGGAGCCUUCAGCGGAGGCAGCAGCAGCAGCAGCACUACCACUGAGCCAGCCCGACCAACAUACCAGGAGCCACCACGGCCGGCCCCUGCUCAACCUGGGCCCUGCCACUUUGAGGUGAAGCAGUUUUUGGACUGUGCCACAACUCAGAGCGACCUGAGUCUGUGCGAAGGCUUCAGCGAGGCACUCAAACAGUGCAAGUUCUCUUACGGUGUGACUUCUUUGGUUUGAUGCCCACAUGAUUGGAUCAUCAACUGUCUCUAUUGAAACUCAUUAUCGUCCCUUCAUCUUUACUGUUGGCAGAUCAGAGCUGGCCUUUAGUCACAUAUGUUCUGUGGAUCAGAAACCUACAGGCUGGUGCACAGAGACUUUGGGUUUGAAGACUGUGAAAUGUAAUGAGUAUUUUCUUAAUGUACAAAAUAAAUUAUUAUCAAAAUGUAUGUAUUUAUAAAUAUAAUUAAUAGAAAAUGCUUAAAGGUGCACAAUGUAACUUUUCUGGUGGAGAGUCUGCCACCUGCUUGUGCUUUGCCUAGAAAACAUCCUAAAAGUUGCACUUAUGUCUAUGGAGACAAGGUGGCACAACCAGGGCAAGUUACAGCUCAGAUCCUUGGAGAGGUGACCUCGCUCAAUUAUUUUGCA